AUGCCCAUGCUAUGGAAGUAUCUAUUUAUUAUAGGGGUAAUUACAAAGUGUGCUCUAUCCUCUGUUACAAUUACGCCCAGCACUGAGGAGUAUGCCGUGGUGCCCAUAUCGUAUAUGGAAGAGAGUGAGAAUGGGUGUAAAGUAGUUCCCAUAAAGACCGACAGAAAGUGGCUGGGAAUGGUAAAAAAAGGAGGGUGUACACCAAUCACAAAGUACAGCAAUCUUAAAGAAAUGGGUGCCUCUGGUAUGCUUAUUCUGGGAAGACCGAAUACCGAUUAUGCUUCUACCGAGCAGUUUCAUGUGAUUCCUAUAGAUCCUGUUAUGUACGAAAGACUAACAGAAAUAUAUAAGAAAGAAGAAAAGUACCCCUCUGUGAAAAUAACCAAUGGUAUAAGAACUUCUCUGCCAAUUGUCCAGAUACUUUAUAUUUUAUUUUUGGUUCUGAUGAUUUUCGUAUUCCCCAGUCUAUUUGAGCGCUUAGAUGAGCCGCGGAUUCGAUUGGUCAAGCCAAAGGACCUAUCAACCAUUGCUUUGCAGAAGUACGAAGACAUUCCAAAGAGCGACCGAAAGUAUGAAGAGUGUCCAAUAUGCUUUGAAAAAUUCACAGAGCCGGAAUUUAUUCGUACAUUGCAGUGCCAUCACUAUUAUCACUGCAAUUGCAUAGACCCGUGGCUAUUAAGUCGAAGCUGCAGAUGUCCUGUGUGCAAUUACGAACUAUCUUUCACAUAA
Messenger RNA from Nematocida parisii ERTm1, 729 nucleotides. RefSeq lists its product as uncharacterized. The coding region runs from base 1 to 729 and encodes 242 amino acids. The transcript has a single exon. The record is from RefSeq and is a predicted model, not a curated record. NCBI's taxonomy places the organism in Eukaryota, Fungi, Microsporidia.